This is a messenger RNA of Aegilops tauschii subsp. strangulata, 1719 nucleotides long. RefSeq names its product peroxidase 70. Gene Ontology annotation, biological process: response to oxidative stress; hydrogen peroxide catabolic process. Gene Ontology annotation, molecular function: heme binding; peroxidase activity. The record is from RefSeq and is a predicted model, not a curated record. NCBI's taxonomy places the organism in Eukaryota, Viridiplantae, Streptophyta, Magnoliopsida, Poales, Poaceae.
UCAUUAUAAAUAGGUGGCUCGUGCCCGCCACAGGUAAGCAAACUACUACUGAGCUAGCUAUCCUACUGUGAAGAACACACUAAGCUUAGCUAGAUAAAUUUGUGAGCCAUGGCUUCCAGUUCCAGCUGCAUGGCAUGGCAUUGCUUGCUUGCCCUCUUCCUCCUCUCCUCCACCGCGUAUGGGCAGCUCUCGCCGUCGUUCUACGACAAGAGCUGCCCGACGCUGCAGCGCACGGUGCGCGCCACGGUGACAAAGGCACUCCGCGCCGAGCGCCGAAUGGGUGCCUCCCUCCUCAGGCUUCACUUCCACGACUGUUUUGUUCAGGGUUGCGACGGAUCCAUUCUCUUGGAUGACGUGGCUGGUAGUAGUUUUGUGGGCGAGAAGACCGCUUUUCCCAACGUGAACUCGGUGCGGGGCUACGAGGUGAUCGACCAGAUCAAGAAGGACGUGGAGCUGGUCUGCCCCGGCGUCGUCUCCUGCGCCGACAUCGCCGCCCUCGCAGCACGGGACGGCACAUCUCUGCUAGGCGGGCCCAGCUGGGCUGUGCCGCUCGGCCGGCAGGACUCGACGACGGCAAACAUGAUGGAGGCCAACAGCGACCUCCCAGCACCCAGCUUAAACCUGGACGGGCUCAUCGCCGCGUUUGCCAAGAAGCAGCUGAGCCCGCGCGACCUCACGGCGCUCUCCGGCGCGCACACCAUCGGCUUCUCGCAGUGCCAGAACUUCCGCGGCCACAUCUACAACGACACCAACAUCGACCCGGCGUUCGCCACGCUGCGCCAGCGCACCUGCCCCGCCGCGGCCCCCAACGGCGACACCAGCCUGGCGCCGUUCGACGUGCAGACGCCGCUCGUCUUCGACAACGCAUACUACCGCAACCUGGUCGCCAGGCGCGGCCUGCUGCACUCGGACCAGGAGCUCUUCAACGGCGCCUCCCAGGACGCGCUGGUCAGCCAGUACGCCGCCAACCGGGCGCUCUUCGCGUCCGACUUCGCGACGGCGAUGAUCAAGAUGGGGAACCUCGCCCCGCCCACCGGAGCCGUCACCCAGAUCAGGCGCAACUGCAGGGUUGUCAACAGCUGAUCUCAUCCACAUCAUCCAUCGGCUCACAUCGUGUAAAUGUGUAAAGUUUGGUUGGCUACCAACCAGCUAGCAUCCAUGCAUGCAUGGCAGAACAAGAGCCGUUAAUCUGGUUCGGAUAAUGCCGUGUGGGGCUGGGGCUGGCUAGUUCAGAAGUGAGAUUAGCAACCCUCCUUCUCGGCUGGGGAUUUCGAGAUGCCUGCACUAGUAGAAAAAGAAAAAGGGCUUUCGUUCGGCCUGGCCAUCCCAUUAGUCCCGGUUCUGCCACGAAUCGGGACAAAUGUCUUCGAGAGCCCAGGGGGCCGGCAGGGGCCUCGUGGGCAUUGGUCCCGGUUCGUCUGGGCCCAUUUGUCCCGGUUCUUGACACGAACCGGGACCAAUGGGCCUCGCUUCUGGCCCACAACUAUUGGUCUCGAUUCGUGGCAGGAACCGGGACAGAAGGAAGGCCUUUAGCCCGGUUCCAUCCACGAACCGGGACAAAUGAGUUGCCUAUAUAUACCCCAUCGCCGGCGAGCAGAGCACUCCACAGUGCUCUGUUUUUUGCUGGCCGGCGAGGGGGAGGGCAUCGGGUGCUCUAGCUCACCUCCUAUGCAUAUGAGGUGUUCGAUAAAAUACCCGAGUCACACUAGUUAAACUUUC